CGUACGGAGCUGCGCCCGCGCCUUGAGUCCAAAUCAGAGUCCGAGCCAAGUGUGAAAAACAUAUAAAUGCGAGUAUACGCAAGUCGACGCAGUAUAGAAAAUAAAAGUUAAUUGAAGUUGGGUGUUUAACAGACUUUCGUCGGUUUUUGCACGAGAGCGAAAGUUGCGUGCCCAAGUGGAGUUUAAUACAUUUUUGUUUAUUAUCGAAACGAACCAAAAAUUCACACCCAAGAAGCCCAGAGAAAAAGCGUAAAAAUUCGAAAGACACACCGAAAUACAAAAGCGUGUGAAACCAUCGACUGCAAAGCAGGUCACCAGCAACCUUCAUUCCGAUUCAGAUUGAUUUCAAUUUCGUUUCCUGAUAUUGGUCUUCCUCAAGAUGCCAGCUGCCAGCUCACAUCCCCGCUUGUUUUUCUACUUGCUGUGCGCCGCCUCGCUUUUUGCCGUUUCUAAAUCGGAUACCGGUAGUACAAAGAACUCCUAUUUUACGUCCUAUUUCUACUAUUUGGCUAUUAACUUUAUUAAUCCAUUUGCAAUGCCGAUAUUUUAUCGCUUUGUAAAUGUUUUGCCACUUCAGGCUCCUGCCGACGACCUAGCAUACGAUGCUGCUCUACAAUUGGGCUUGCUCAACCAUCGUCUUAACCUGCUCGCCCAUGAGGAGGAGUCGAGACAACUUAGUUUGCCCAAUAUAACACUAAACAAUCUCGUGAAUCGCAUACCCUGUAGCUGUGACACUGGGCUAUGCAAAUGCUGUGCGGGUUUCCUCUCGGUGAUCGGCAUGAACAGCUGCACAGAAGUGGCCUACCGUCCGGAUGAGUUUUCUUUCGAGUUGCGCAUGCGCGUUAACAACAACAUUUGGUUCCGUCAGAAAGUUUCUGGACAGAAUCCGCCGCCGAUGUGCUUCAGACCGCCACGAUUCAACUUUGCCAGGGCUUGCAUUCAGUUCCAUGACAUUUGGUUUGUGGGUCGUAACAUGCACGUCUGCAUGUACAUGUCCGGGGAGUUUCAGGGCUUUGAAUUGUUCGAGAGGAACUUUGAUUGUCUUUUGUUUGGCGAUCACGGCGUCAAGAUCGUCCCACCAGAGCAGAGCUAUCCGACGAGACCAAAUGGGGUGGACAUCGACGAUGGCGAUGACGAUAUUGAGGACUAUGAUGAGAAUGUUGUUCGCAGUUUAGCAGAAAAGAUGAUUGGCUAACUGGCACGACUGGACUAAUUUAUUUAUUUAUGUACUAUAUUUAUAAAUUCCACACUAGCAGCUAAUA
This is a messenger RNA of Drosophila obscura, 1262 nucleotides long. RefSeq lists its product as uncharacterized. The transcript has 4 exons. Bases 380 to 1195 code for a protein of 271 amino acids. The record is from RefSeq and is a predicted model, not a curated record. NCBI's taxonomy places the organism in Eukaryota, Metazoa, Arthropoda, Insecta, Diptera, Drosophilidae.